AUGUCAACACAUUCAAAGGAUGUGUCAAUGGUCGAUUCAUUGAUGACCGAUGAUGAUGAUCAACAGCGUAAUACAUGUGCCGCUUACUAUGGUCCUUUUAUGCACUUACUUGAACUGCCCACAAGUUGGAGUCCAAAGGAGAAGGAGAAGUCUACACAUCUCGAGCUGAACAGCAGUCUACUGCGCGUCACCUAUCGUCCCACGAGCAAGGAUGGCAAUGAAGCGGGACUUGUGCGAUCGAACCGGCCCAUCCCCUCUGCAUGUGGCAUCUUCUAUUUCGAGACCAAAGUCAUUAGCAAGGGCAAAGAUGGAUACAUAGGCAUUGGAGUAUGUCCACAGAACAUGUUACUAUCAAGGCUUCCAGGUUGGGAGAAGAACUCUUAUGGAUAUCAUGGGGACGAUGGCAACUUAUUCAAGGGCGCAGGCGCAGGCAAGGCAUAUGGACCAACAUACACGACCAACGAUAUAGUUGGAUGCUGCGUCAACUUUAUCAACAACACUAUAUUCUUUACAAAGAAUGGAGUGCCUCUGGCAGAGGCAGCAAACGAUAUCAAGGGCCUGACAUUAUAUCCGUGCGUUGGACUGCGCACAUCGGGCGAAUCAAUCGAGGUCAACUUUGGUCAGAAGCCCUUCGUCUUUGAGAUUAGCCAAGUGUUCAAAGAGGAGAAGCUAAAGAUAUUCAAGAGCCUUCAGGCGACGCCCACCAUCAACGAGGAGAUGACCUCAUCUCAGCUCGUACUAGGCUAUCUCAUGCAUCAUGGCUAUCCCGAGACCGUCAAGCUCUUUGCCAAGGCCACAGGUACCAACGACAACAACCUUGACCUACAACUAGAUGAUAUAAAGAACAGGCAGAGGAUAUCAGAACUAUUACUCAAAGGCGAUAUUGACAAGGUGACGGCAGAGUUGAAUAGAUUGUAUCCAGACUUUUUGAAUAAGAGGCGGGAUAUACUCUUUAAACUACAUUGCCAGAAGUUUAUAGAGAUGAUCAAGUCGGAGCCAAUCGAGGACACGAUGGCAUUCGGCCAGAAGGAGUUGUACAGGUUCGCUCAGGAGUCGGAGGAGUAUGAAAGCAGUCUGAGGGAAGUGUUCUCUCUCAUCGCCUACCAGGAUCCCUACACCAGUCCCGUGUCGCAUCUGCUGCACAUCGAACGAAGAGAACCAAUUGUAAACGAUCUAAACUGUGCCCUACUAGUCCAUUGUAAUAAGCCCUCAACACCUGUCUUGGAGAAGAUAGUCAGACAGGUAAAGGUUGUCGUCAACGAAGUCAUUGUGAACAAUGCUGGCCCACCUGCUGUAUUCAUGAACCUCAAUGAGUUCAUUGAGCAAGAGGAUUCAUAG
Acytostelium subglobosum LB1 is the source of this 1338-nucleotide messenger RNA. RefSeq lists its product as hypothetical. The transcript is spliced from 4 exons. Bases 1 to 1338 code for a protein of 445 amino acids. NCBI's taxonomy places the organism in Eukaryota, Evosea, Eumycetozoa, Acytosteliales, Acytosteliaceae. The record is from RefSeq and is a predicted model, not a curated record. Gene Ontology annotation, cellular component: cytoplasm. Gene Ontology annotation, molecular function: protein binding. Gene Ontology annotation, biological process: cell surface receptor signaling pathway; cytoskeleton organization.